Messenger RNA from Ceratitis capitata (Mediterranean fruit fly), 1146 nucleotides. Its product is annotated as delta(3,5)-Delta(2,4)-dienoyl-CoA isomerase, peroxisomal. The transcript is spliced from 4 exons. Lineage: Eukaryota; Metazoa; Arthropoda; Insecta; Diptera; Tephritidae. The record is from RefSeq and is a predicted model, not a curated record. Gene Ontology annotation, molecular function: delta(3,5)-delta(2,4)-dienoyl-CoA isomerase activity. The coding region runs from base 140 to 1087 and encodes 315 amino acids. Gene Ontology annotation, cellular component: mitochondrion.
UUACUGUAUUCACUCUCAAUAAACUCUGCUUUAUUGAUGUAUACAUACCACAGUGAUUUCAGUGACUGCGAUCGGUGUUUUCACUUCUUUUGCAGUUAAUUAUUUUAUUUAUAAUUUUUAGUUCGAAUUAUUUAGGAAAAUGGCGUUAAGAGCAUUAGGAAAUAAAUCUCACGCAUUAAUUAGUUCAAUUGGCUUACGGAACUCCUUGAUCACCAAAGUAGAGCGCAACAUGAGUAAUAAUAAUUUGCAUCAACACGAAGGCGUUUCAUUUCAUACUUUAAAUGUGACUACUCCUAAGCAGUUUGUCUACCAUGUAGAGUUGAAUCGUCCAAAAAAACUAAACACAUUUAAUAAGGAUAUGUGGAUUGAAGUUAAACAAUGCUUCGAACAUCUUAGCACAAAUCCCGAAUGCCGGGUCAUUGUUUUAUCUGCAGCCGGAAAGCACUUCUCUGGCGGACUUGAUUUAACUGAUGCAAUGAAACUAGGACAAGAUUUAGGUGCACAAGAUGACGUGGCUAGGAAAGGAGCUUUCUUGGAGCAUACUAUCAAACUCUAUCAAGAUUCAAUGUCUUCUUUGGAAGUAUGCGCAAAGCCUGUUAUAGCAGCCAUGCACUCGGGCUGUAUAGGCGCUGGUGUUAACCUAAUAACUGCUGCUGAUAUUCGUUAUUGCAGUGAAGAUGCAUUUUUUUCGGUUAAAGAGGUCGACAUAGGCAUGGCUGCAGAUGUAGGUGUAUUACAACGUCUACCGAAAAUUGUGGGUAACGUAUCGUUAGCCAGGGAACUUUGCUAUACUGCACGACGCUUUGGUGCUGCUGAGGCACACAAUUUAGGUUUGGUAAGCAAAGUUUUUCCAACAAAAGAAGCUUGUGUGGAAGGCGCGUUGGAAUUGGCAGAAACCAUCGCUGAGAAGAGUCCCAUUGCAGUGCAAGCCACAAAAGCAAAUUUAAUUUAUUCGCAAUCUAGAACGAAUCAAGAGGGGUUGGAUCAUAUUCGUCAAAUUAAUAAACUGAAUUUGCAAUCUGAAGAUUUCGCUAAUGCAGCGGUAGCUGCCUUAACCAAGGAAAAACCAAAAUUUUCUAAAUUGUAAAUACUUAUGAGUAAACACUUUUUAAUAUAAGAAAAAAAUAUUUUAAAUAAAAUUUCAUA